CGUCGGGGAAGGUUGUGCUGAAAACUUUGUGCGUGAUUUUUUUAUUUAUAAAAAAGUAAACGCUGAGUUAGAGUUAUUCCAAAGGAGUAUAUGUAUAUACAUAUAUAUUUAUAGACCGCAAAACGAAGUGAAACGUGACGAAAACACAAGACUAAACUCAAGCUUAAAGUGAAGUGAAGACAAAAAAAAAAAGAAUUCAGAUAAAUAAAAAGCAAAACGACGGGAGUACACAAAAUAAUACCAACGCAAUGCGUCUCGACACAAACUCAAAUGUGGACUUCAAAGCUUUCGACAACAACAGCAGCAGCGGUGGCAGCAGCAGCUCCAGCCCAUGCCUGGUCAAACUGGACAAUCUGGCCAGCUGGGGUGGCUCACAGAAGACGGACUCCCGUCUGCCCAUUAUGGACUAUUCCACACUGGGCGGACCACGACACAACUGCAGUCCCUUUCCCCUAUCCAAAGAUGUCAAUAAUCGUUUAGUUAUAUGGGAUGGCGACAUGACCUCGUUGGAUGUGGACGCCAUUACAAACAGCAGCGAUGAAACCCUGACUGAAAGCAAUUGCAUAUCGGAACGCAUACUCGCGGUGGCGGGCAAUCAGCUCAAAGAGGAACUCAGCACUACAGUUAAGGAGUGCCGUGUUGGUGAUGUGCGUGUGACGCGUGGAUACAAUCUGCCAGCCAAGUAUGUGCUGCAUACUGUGGCGCCUGCCUACAAGGAAAAGAUAAAAACAGCUGCCGAGAAUGCGCUGCACUGUUGCUACAGGAACGUGCUCUGCAAGGCCAAGGAGCUGAAUCUACGCACAAUUGCGCUCUGCAAUGUGAGCAGCAAUCAGAAAAGCUUUCCAGCCGACAUGGCUGCGCAUAUAGCGCUACGCACCAUACGUCGUUAUCUGGACAAGUUUACACUGCAGGUUGUGAUAUUGUGUGUGAAUAGCAAUGAGCGUGGCACUUAUGAGGUACUUGCGCCACUUUACUUUCCACGCGAUCAGCUGGAGGAGCGCAGCGCAUUGUGGCAGCUGCCCAAGGAUACGGGCGGCGAACUGGGCGAGCCACUGCAUCCCGAUCCGGAUCGUCAGAUACGCAUUAUACGCAAUCCACAGCACAGUCAUAGUGCAGUGCACAUGCGUCAUCGUCAUGCUGACGACGAUUCAGACACGAGUCCACACGAUAUGGAGGGCAAUAAUUCAGAUUUGGAAUAUGGAGCGCGCGAUAUGAAUGGCCUAAGUCUCAAUUCUUAUAGCAGCGGACUGCAAGCUCAGCUACAGCGCGAUUUGGAUCGGCAGCAUUUGUUAAGCGAUCGCCCAAGAACUGGCGUCUAUGAGAGCGUCAUAGCUGAAGGCGUUGAAGGCUUGGAGCAUCAGGAGCGAUAUGAGCGUCUAUUGCAUCGUGCACAGGUGGAGGAUUUGAAUGAAGUCUCUGGCAUUGGUUGUCUAUAUCAAAGCGGUGUCGAUCGUCUAGGUCGACCUGUGAUUGUGUUUUGCGGCAAAUGGUUUCCAGCACAGAAUAUUGAUUUGGAAAAGGCGCUGCUGUAUCUAAUUAAACUGCUGGAUCCCAUUGUGAAGGGUGACUAUGUUAUCGCCUACUUCCAUACACUCACAUCCACCAGCAACUAUCCAUCGUUGCAUUGGCUGCGCGAAGUCUACAGUGUCUUGCCAUACAAAUACAAGAAGAAUCUGAAGGCCUUUUAUAUUGUGCAUCCCACAUUCUGGACUAAAAUGAUGACCUGGUGGUUCACCACAUUUAUGGCGCCAGCCAUUAAAGCUAAAGUGCAUUCGCUGCCCGGUGUAGAGCAUUUGUAUUCGGCCAUUACCAAGGACCAGCUGGAAAUACCCGCCUAUAUAACAGAAUACGAUAUGGCUACCAAUGGCCUGCAUUAUUUUAACCCAGUGCCGACCGCCUCGUAGAUGGCGGCCAUUGUAGCUGUCUAGGCAGUGAAAUCAACCCCCCACAACCAACACACACACACAUAGUACCCGAAAAAUGAGAAAUUUUUUAUAGAUUUUAUAGCUAUGUAUUAUUGUUUUCUUGUUUAGCAUAAGUAAAUGAACUAUUUUGUUGUCUUGACGAGUCUUGCGACAGAUUUGUUCAAAGGAUAUUUUGUAUUUUUGCGUAGGCUGAGCUAGUAAUCCAUGUGUGUUGAGAUCCAACCCAAAAUUAUAUAUACACAAUUUAGAUAUGUAUAAAAACAUUCUUAUGAAGCGCAUCAAAUUAGAGCGAACUUAAUUUGCGAUUACAAAUUACAAAAACCUCGAAAGCUGAACCUGCAAAAAAAUUGUUGUUAGCGUUAACUUUGCAAUUAUAAAUUGACAAAAAUAGUAAUUAUUGACAAUGUACUUACACAUGCUAAGCUCUGGAAUGGUAUUAGAGAUGCGAUAAGCGUAAAUCCCCGCAAAAGCGAAAGCAAACAAAACAAAAUUA
Drosophila busckii is the source of this 2418-nucleotide messenger RNA. It is a transcript of the gene Gdap2, whose product is annotated as protein GDAP2 homolog. Lineage: Eukaryota; Metazoa; Arthropoda; Insecta; Diptera; Drosophilidae. The transcript has 13 exons. Bases 249 to 1904 code for a protein of 551 amino acids. The record is from RefSeq and is a predicted model, not a curated record.